UAAGGCAAAGAAAGUAUUUACAGACUUUCGUAUGCAGGCAAGGAAGACGGGAGGUGGCCCGCCCCCACCAGAGCCCAGCCAGGCGACUACUCGAAUAAUCGAGAUCAUGCGGGACACAGCCGGCUUCAGCGGAGUGUUCGGUGGAGUCGAAACGGGGUUUAAUGAAAGCAAUGAGGAAAGCACAUGCAAUCUGUUGGAGGCUGAUAUUCCUCCAGAAUCAGGAAUACUGACACCACCUCCCAUUAUCAACCCUGAGGAAGCUGCACAGCCAUCAACAUCAGCAUCGACAUUAGCACCGACAUUAGCACCGACGUCAGCAUUGACAUCAGCAUCCUCGUCAGCACCGACAUCAUCAUCGACAUCAGCAUCGACAUCAACACCAGCACCGACGUCAGAAUCGACAUCAACAUCAAGCCCGCGAACAAGUGGUAAAUCCUCAAAAUCAAGAUCUAAAAUGUUCAGCAGGAAAGAGCAUGGUGUUGUUGAUAAAGUAUACCAGCUCCAGCAACAAGUGCUGACAGGGGAACUUGAACUUCAAGCAAUGAAAAAAAGAAAACUUGCUUUGCAGAUUACACUCUUGGAAAAAAGUCUUGACAGUACUAGUGAAUAUAUGGACAGCCCAUCAAAGCUUCUCAUGUCCAUGUUGAAAUAGUUAGUUCCAUACUGAAGUAACAUAGGUAUAAACACAUAGGUGAUAGCUAUCAGUGUAUUUUAAAAUACUUUAGUCAAGUUAUAGGAAAGGAUUACAAUCAACACAACAUUUCUUCUCACUUUAAUCACAAUCACAAUAAACUAGCCUGUUAACAGAACAUUACAUGAUAUUAUCCACUAAUUACUUUGCUUUUAAAAGUUUUUGUUAGCAACAUUUGAAAUGUCAAUAGGUUUAAGUCACUUUAUUGUGCAAAAAAUGUCCUAGCAAUAUGAUCUCUGAUCCCCUUGCCAUCAUGUCUUCCUCCAUAUGCCUCAACUGGUGGCUGCUCAUCUAUGUUGGCUCUGUCAUCAUCAGGCUCACACAUGUCAAUAGCAAUGUUGUGCAGGACAGCACAAGCAACAACAAUGCAACACACUCGGCUUGGUUCCAUCCUCACCUAUUUCGAAGGAAUAAUACAUAUUUUACUUUUUGUAUGUCAUUUUUCAGUAACACUUAGGUAAAUUCAUGAACAUUUGAGCUUCAUAAUGAAUUAUUAAAUAUUUAAUUUCAUAAUGUAUUUCAAUUAUGAGAUUUUACACAUACAUAUCCAAAUAGAUAUUUGAUACAUAUAUACUGUACAUGUAA
Messenger RNA from Haliotis rubra (blacklip abalone), 1276 nucleotides. RefSeq names its product putative protein TPRXL. The record is from RefSeq and is a predicted model, not a curated record. The coding region runs from base 32 to 652 and encodes 206 amino acids. The transcript has 2 exons. Lineage: Eukaryota; Metazoa; Mollusca; Gastropoda; Lepetellida; Haliotidae.